AUGUCGGAGACCAUUAGUGCCAAACGCCAUGCUCGCUCACUCAUGGGCGAACGAAUACGGAAAUCAGGCACUGACGCAGAGGCCAAGCAAGCCGUUCUCAACGAUGCCAAGGCCCUCAAAGCUGAAAUUGCAGUGCUCGAGGAUCAGCUAGAGGAACUUGACAGCCAAUUAUUCACUCUUGCCUUGGCCAUUCCUAAUGACACUCAUCCAGACGUACCCAUUGGUCCGGAGUCGGAAAGUGUUAUCUUGUCUACUCACGGACCCGAUCCUCUACCUGCAUCAUCCGUAAGGGAUCACGUUUCAAUCUGUCGUACGCUCAACCUGCUCGACAUUGAAGCAGGGGCCACUGUCACUGGAUCGUCGUGGUACUAUCUGAUCAACGAAGGCGCGCUUCUUGAGCAGGCUCUCAUCAACUACGCUCUGAGCAUUGCUCUCAAGCAUGGUUUCACGCCAGUGACAACCCCCGAUGUUGUUCGAGCUGACAUCGCAAGUCGAUGCGGGUUUCAGCCACGCGACCAUAAUUCAGAUCCUCCAACCUCACAAAUGUACCAUCUCGCCUCCUCUCACACCGGGUCACAUCAUCCAGAGCUUGUCCUCGCAGGUACAGCGGAGAUCCCUCUGGCCGGGAUGUUCGCGAAUAAGAUACUGCAACCCGACGAUUUACCGCGCAAGUUGGUUGGUCUCGGUCGAGCAUUCCGUGCAGAGGCAGGAGCUCGAGGUACUGAUACGCGGGGUCUAUAUCGAGUGCAUCAGUUCACAAAGCUAGAGCUAUUUGUUGCUUGUGAAGCCCGUGCCAGCGAAGCCAUUAUGGAACAGCUCAGGCAACUGCAGAUAGAGAUCUUCGAGGGUCUAGGCUUCCCAUUCAGGGUUCUUGACAUGCCAACGGAGGAGCUCGGCGCAAGUGCCUAUCGUAAAUAUGACAUAGAGGCUUGGAUGCCUGGUCGUGGAAGUUGGGGAGAGAUCUCCUCCACUUCGAAUUGUACCGACUAUCAAGCUCGUCGACUACACAUUCGUCAUCGCCCGCUGAUUUCUGCUGAGCCGGGGCCCUCCCUGCCGUUCGCGCAUACACUGAACGGGACAGCAGCUGCAAUUCCCCGACUCAUCAUCGCUCUCCUCGAGAAUGGCGCAGAAUUUGGUUUGGAGGGAUCGCUGAGGAGAAUCAAUCUACCGAUUGCUCUACAGCCGUUCUGGAUCGGAGGGAGCAAGCGGGAACUGAUCCAAUGGGUGUAA
Messenger RNA from Fibroporia radiculosa, 1230 nucleotides. RefSeq lists its product as uncharacterized. Gene Ontology annotation, cellular component: mitochondrion. The transcript is spliced from 2 exons. Gene Ontology annotation, molecular function: ATP binding; tRNA binding; serine-tRNA ligase activity. Bases 1 to 1230 code for a protein of 409 amino acids. NCBI's taxonomy places the organism in Eukaryota, Fungi, Basidiomycota, Agaricomycetes, Polyporales, Fibroporiaceae. The record is from RefSeq and is a predicted model, not a curated record. Gene Ontology annotation, biological process: mitochondrial seryl-tRNA aminoacylation.